AUUUCAACUGGGAAGUGUCUGUCCCGGGCCAAUAUACAGAACACCAGGGGGCAAAAGAGACCAUUUAGCUCUCCUUCCUGAGUUUCACGCCGUGGAUAUUCAAAUGGCCAGUCGGGGCGGGCCCUUACCUGCGUUUUAAGGGCUGGACGUCUGAGGUUCGCACUGUACUUGCCCAUAGCCAACAGACACAGGCGCUGGCAGAGUCACACUACCACCACAGCGCCUCAGAAGAACCGUCACGGAGUUUUUGCUCACUCACUCAAGGGAAUAUGCUCAAAUAUUUUUUUAUUUCACAAAUUGAUUCUUCAAAUAUUAAUUUAGAAGAAAUGGAUAGCUGAGGCGCAGAAGACAUUACACAGUAACUUCAACGAAACCACGAUCAAAUAACUGCGUUUUUGGUGCCUAAUUUCCCAAUAUUUCUUCUAUUCAGGACUGAAUAACUUUUCUUCUACACUUGCGUGGAUGCAAGUCACAUCAAACUGGAUACCCAGAUUCUUCAUUGGGAGUAGAAACAAAUAUUGAAGCCUUGGUUGUUGAGCUGAUUUUUUCCCCAAGAAUUUUGUGCUAGACAUUUCUCGAAUUCAAGGUUUUCUCGGGGAUGUUGAGCUCCGUGAAGAUGGAAUCCCAUGAAAUGCCAGAGUGGAAUGCGUUCUACCCCGACGCCAGUGAGAUGUACUCCUCUUCCAGUGCCAUGAAUUCCGGUCUGGGCGCCAUGGGAUCACUAAACAGCUACAUCAACCUGAACUCUGCUGGCUCCGGCGCCCCCAUGAACAUGGGCUACCCCAGCCCCGGGCUGAGCAGCAGUCCCCUGACCUCCAUGGGCGCGGGGGCCAACCACAUGAGCCUGUCCCCCGUGACCUCCUCCCUGAACGCCGGCUCCCUCACCCAGUUGGGCUCCCCUGCCUCCACCCUGGGCUCCCUGUCACACUACCCUGGCAUGGGCCAGCAGGUCAGCCAGCUGGGCUACACCUCCCCGGGCUCGCUCCAGCGGGCCAAAGAGGUGCCCAAGCCGUACCGCCGCUCGCUCACGCACGCCAAGCCACCCUACUCCUACAUCUCCCUCAUCACCAUGGCCAUCCAGCAAUCGGGCAGCAAGAUGCUGACGCUCAACGAGAUCUACCAGUGGAUCAUGGACCUGUUCCCAUACUACCGCGAGAACCAGCAACGCUGGCAGAACUCCAUACGCCACUCUCUCUCCUUCAACGACUGCUUCGUCAAGGUGGCCCGCUCGCCCGACAAGCCCGGCAAGGGCUCCUACUGGACGCUGCACCCCAACUCUGGCAACAUGUUCGAGAACGGCUGCUACCUGCGCCGCCAGAAACGCUUCAAGAUCGAGGACAAGAGCGGCAAGGUGAAGUCAGCCAAGUCUCAGGAGGGCGGAAGUGAUGGCGGCGGCAGGAAGGGGGCCCACAACGGAGACGGGCUUCAGGAAGACCACAGCCCCACCAGGGGCUCGGAGGGGGCCGAUUCGGCCCACUCGGACAGCUCCCACCCCGGGUCCGUAACAGAGGAUCACCACCAGCAGCACCAGCAGCAGCAGCAGCAGCAGCAGCAGAGGAGCCUAGUGCAGCUGGAAUGCCCCCCUCCUACCCCCUCGGUGGUCCAGAGCUCGCCGGUCCCCAUCCCCUCCUCGGUGCCCUCCUCCAUCGCGCCCGCAGGUGCCCACCUGCACUCCCAGUCGGUAGGGGGCAGCCCGCACUUGCUGUCGGGCGGCGGCGGCGUCAUGAGCCACCUGGACAUGCACAACGACCCGCUCAAGUCCAUGGACCCACACUACAACUUCAACCACCCCUUCUCCAUCACCAACCUCAUGUCCAACGAGCAGAAGAUGGAGAUCAAGUCCUACCAGGAGCAGGUGAUGGCCUACAACGGCUACGCCGCCUCCUCGCCCGUGGCCGCCAAGCAGAUCUACGACCCCGCUUCGGCCACCUCGGCCCUGGACUCCGGCGCCUACUACCAGACGCUCUACAGCCGCUCCGUGCUCAACGCGUCCUAACACCGUCCCACACAGUAGAAAAAAACACCUGCAGUGUUAAUGUAACAUUUAGAGAGCACUCUGGGACCAAAUACACGCUAGUCGAUGUUGUAUUGACUCUCUAAGUGUUGAAUUAAUGCUGAAAAAUGUACUCUUGCACCCCCACCACCAGCCCUCGUCUUGACACAGGUUGAGAAAGCACAGCAGUGUGGGGACAGGGGGACACUGCAGGUCUCCAGAAAGCCACAAACGGAGGAGCCAGUGGCUUUGACUUGAACGAAUGAGAUGAGGAAUGGGGGAGAAACUGACUGGCUGAGUUACAGGACCUCACAGGGAAGAGAGCACAAAAUGGCAGCUCUCUGCUUUGCUCUGCGCUGCGCUGUGCUGCGUUGCUCUACUCUUGUCUGGCCUGUUCUCACCCGGUGAAAAGAAGGGACCACUAGUUACACACAGCUGAUAAGGCAUGGCAGCACUGUGGCCUGUGUACACUGUAGGAAAGCAGACACACACACGCACACGCACACACGCACAUGCACACGCACACACACACACACACACACAC
This is a messenger RNA of Engraulis encrasicolus (European anchovy), 2537 nucleotides long. RefSeq names its product forkhead box A3 (gene foxa3). Lineage: Eukaryota; Metazoa; Chordata; Actinopteri; Clupeiformes; Engraulidae. Bases 599 to 1996 code for a protein of 465 amino acids. The transcript has 2 exons. Gene Ontology annotation, molecular function: RNA polymerase II cis-regulatory region sequence-specific DNA binding; protein domain specific binding; transcription factor binding. Gene Ontology annotation, biological process: cell differentiation; regulation of transcription by RNA polymerase II; anatomical structure morphogenesis. The record is from RefSeq and is a predicted model, not a curated record.